ACACACCCAUAUCGGGCGAAUCGAAUUACGUAACACGCGCUACGCGCUACAGCUGAUGGAUGAAAGUUAGGUUAGGUUAGGUUAGGUUAGGUUAGGUCAAGUCAGGUUACGGUUGGAUAUCUUUUCGGCAUAUUUCGUGGAUCGUAUAUACUCGUGUCUCGUUGUCCAUCGUCGUCUCUCCGCGAUUGUCAUCAAUUGUCAUAAGAAUGGUGCUCUCGUUCACAGGAUUGCCGUCCUUGAGACGUUUACUGUUGCUCCUUUUACAAUGUUCCUUAUUGUUCCACUCGAAUGCGGUUAAGCUGACGGUAACCGGAAACAGUCGCGUGUUCCGCACGUGGUCGUUCAUCUGAAAGGAAACGAAGCGAUGCACGAGCGACUUUUGACGUAGAAUUAAAUUAUCAAGGCAAAUCACUGGAUAACGUUCCGUUCCGCGUCGCCGCGCAAUGGUGAGCAAGUUUUGGUGCCACGAGAUCGGACGCAGGUGGCGUCAAGCAGGUAACCAGGAACUACCGCAAGCACGCGUGUUGACGGAACCAAAGUGUCAGUCAUACGUGGCCACCUGGUAUCUGUUCUACCGCUGGAUCAUCUUUCUCGUGUGGGCCGGCUUCGUAAUUUGUUCGGUGUUCGAAUUCGGCAGUUACAAACCGCUAUUCCAAUACGAGAAAUGGCCGAUUUAUCUGACCCACUGGGAUAUGGUAUUGGGCUUCACGCAGGCAUUGAUCGGCGGUAUCCUCGUAUCGAAGCGAUGGCGAUUGCAGAAAAUAUCCGGUUUCGAUCCUUGCGGCCUCAAGUUGGAGUUCACCGAGCGAUUGUACUGGUUCCUGUAUGUUGUCACGACUAACUUGGCAAUCGGUGUGACGAUCUGCUACUGGGUCACCGUAUACAAUCCGAAGAGCCAUAAUCUGGACCCGCUCAAUAUUAUGAUGCAUGUGUGCAAUAGCGUGCUGAUGCUAGUCGACUUUGUAGUUACCAGUAUACCAUUCCAUUUGCGGAAUUUCUGGUGGUGUCUGUCGAUCGUCGUAUUCUAUGUGAUCUUCUCGGCGAUCUACUAUAUCGCCGGUGGACUCGAUAAGCACGGCUAUCAUUACAUCUACAAAAUCGUCGAUUGGAAGCGACCAGCAUGGACGUUACUCGUUUGUGCCGGCGGUUUCACGUUCGUCACGGUGCUGCACUGCGUCACCUGUACGCUGGCGGAUGUCAGGGAUCGCGUCUACCGCAACAUUGCCGAGAAACUCGGCAAAUCCAAUGCACAGACUAAUGCGACGAACGAUAACCCGCUUCCGGAAAAACGGCCGGAAGUAGUUUAAUU
Messenger RNA from Cataglyphis hispanica, 1309 nucleotides. RefSeq names its product protein rolling stone-like. Gene Ontology annotation, cellular component: membrane. NCBI's taxonomy places the organism in Eukaryota, Metazoa, Arthropoda, Insecta, Hymenoptera, Formicidae. The record is from RefSeq and is a predicted model, not a curated record. The transcript has 3 exons. Bases 444 to 1307 code for a protein of 287 amino acids.